Pyricularia pennisetigena is the source of this 1533-nucleotide messenger RNA. RefSeq lists its product as uncharacterized. Bases 1 to 1533 code for a protein of 510 amino acids. Gene Ontology annotation, cellular component: membrane. Gene Ontology annotation, biological process: transmembrane transport. Gene Ontology annotation, molecular function: transmembrane transporter activity. The record is from RefSeq and is a predicted model, not a curated record. Lineage: Eukaryota; Fungi; Ascomycota; Sordariomycetes; Magnaporthales; Pyriculariaceae. The transcript is spliced from 4 exons.
AUGGCUCCGCGCAACCUCCAACCCGUAGAAGGAAGCUAUUAUGACUCGAAUCCAAAUGAGGUCGACCCCAGCGGCUACAUUGUCGAGUCUGCGCAACCCAUAGAUCCAGAGGUGGCGAAACGGGCGCUAAGGAAGAUCGACCUCUUUCUCAUGCCUGCUAUGGUCAUUGGCUAUGGGCUCGUCUACUACGACAAAGCCAUUCUCGGCAGCGCUGCCCUCUUUGGCAUGACCUCGGACCUGCAACUUUCAGUCAUAGACCCUGCCGCCGGCACGGCAGACACCACCCGUUUGAGCUGGGCUACGUCCAUUUUUUACUUUGGCCAGCUCGUGGGCUCUUACCCCAUGAUCUACACCCUGCAGCGCUUCCGGACCCGUCACGUACUCCCGUCGGUCGUCAUGGUCUGGGCCGUCAUAUGCGCCGCCACCGCUGGCGUCACCACCUGGCAGGGGCUCCUGGCCCAAAGGUUCUUCCUUGGCUUCACCGAGGCCAUCAUUCCGACGGCCUUUGUGACCACCGUCAGCGGCUUCUACACCCAGUCCGAGCAGGCCCUGCGACAAAGCUGCUGGCUAUCCGCCACGGGAUGGUUCAUCGUGAUAGGUGGCGCACUGAACUAUGCCUUUGCCCAGAUCCGCGGCGGCACUCUGACUUCGUGGCAGUAUAUUUACGUUCUCGCCGGUGCCCUGACCUUUUUGUUUGGCAUAUGGUGCCUUUUCCUGCCCAACUCACCGCUCGACGCAUGGUUCCUCACUCCAGAGGAACGCGUCGCUGCUCUGGAGAGACUCCGGGCAGGACAGACUGGAGUGAGGCGUGAUGUGCAUGAGAUCAAGAUGGCGCAGGUUGUAGAGGCUGUUUGCGAUGUCAAGGUUUGGCUUGUGUUUGUCAUCAUGGCAGCUGCAUAUACCGUCAACGGCGCGGUCUCGGGCUUCGGGCCCUUGAUCGUCUCGACCUUUGGUUACUCUGCCCUCGACAGCAUCCUCUUUCAGUUUCCCCUCGGCCUGAUCAGUGCCGUCGGCAUCCUACUCACCGGCUGGUUCUCGGCCCGCACCCCUGAUAUCCGCAUCCCGCUCCUGAUCACCUGCUGCCUGCCCGUUGUGGCCGGCUUCGUCACCAUUUGGAAGUCGGACUGGGGUGGUGUCAACAGUAGGCCCGUCGCCCCCGUGGUCGGCUAUUCGCUCAUUGGAUUCUUCGGACCGGCCGUUAGCCUGACCGUCGCCCUUGGAGCGGGCAACGUCGCGGGCGAGACCAAGAAGAGCUUUGUCGCGGCGGCCGUCUUUGUGGCGUACUGCGUCGGCAAUAUUGUCGGCCCGCUGAUGGUCAGGAGUCAGAGUAGGAGGGAGCAUUAUCCUGAGCUAUGGAUUGGAUUAACUGUCUGUUACUGCAUCGUAAUUGCCUCGGCAUCGGCGCUUUAUGUGAUCCUUCGUCGAGAGAACAAGAUACGCGCGCAACUCCCUCAAGACCAGGAGGAGCGGGACAGGUUGGCGUUCAAGGACCUCACAGACAAGGAGAACAAGUACUUUAGAUAUGUGAUGUAG